This is a messenger RNA of Bolinopsis microptera, 1766 nucleotides long. RefSeq lists its product as uncharacterized. Bases 5 to 1762 code for a protein of 585 amino acids. The record is from RefSeq and is a predicted model, not a curated record. Gene Ontology annotation, biological process: G protein-coupled receptor signaling pathway. Lineage: Eukaryota; Metazoa; Ctenophora; Tentaculata; Lobata; Bolinopsidae. Gene Ontology annotation, molecular function: G protein-coupled receptor activity. Gene Ontology annotation, cellular component: plasma membrane. The transcript has a single exon.
GGAAAUGUCGGAUUACACUACCUCUCCGCCGCUGACUGAUUUGCUGACUUUCAUGGGUCACAAGGACCAUCAUACGCACCAUGACCUCUCUCAUCUUGCAAAAGUUAUUAUCGUUGGAAGCAGCACAACACCAGGCCCUGACGGUAUAGAGAUCCUGCCGAACCAGAUUGCUGAAAUGUACACAACCAAAGUUGCCAUCAUUCCAUCAGCACUGAUUCUUCUCAUCUCCUGUUCCAUGCUUAUCUUCACUAUUUUCACCUACUUCAAACGAGUCAUAAAACUCUACAUAGGUUUGGUGUUUUACUCAGUCACAGAAGUUCUCCUCUUUCUGAGAAUCCUCCUCGUUUAUCUUCUCUCUGAGGCCCUGCCUUGUGGGGUAACAAAGUCUCUCACCCUCUUCACCAUGACACUACCCAUUUUGGCAAUACUUCUCAUCACAAUAUCACGACUAAUAUUCAUCAAGUAUCCUCUCCGUUACCGGAAUAUCCUACUCAUAAAGUAUCAAGUAGUAGCAUGUGUGGUAGCUGUUAUAUUCGCACUACUGAUUGCUCUCUGGCCUGCUCUGGGGACCUGUCAGCCGUAUUACGACACUAUCCUCGGACUUUGCCACUUGGAAUGCAACUCUAUAUGCUACGGAUAUAUAUCAGUUUAUGUUACCCUGGGGAUUCUUCUUCCUACGCUCAUCGUAAUAGGAAUCUAUAUCUACGUAUACAAUGUGCUGAAGAAACAUCGAGAAAGGGCCCAGAAAAGAAAGACCUCCUUGCCAGGGAACAAUGACCAGUCUCCAGGAGGGAGAAAAUUUGAAAAUUCCAAAUCCGGAACUGCAACUCCUGACAAACCGAGGGUGCAAGUUUGUGAUCUUAAUCAAGCAGGCAUCACAAUCGUAAAUAAGGUCUCCCUGACCAUCGACAAAGAUGCUCUCAAUCUGAACAACAUUUCCAUUCACACUGAAACAAACCUAAUCUUUACCAAUAAUAACAGCAUCAUCCCGGAAGAACAGACGAAGGAAGAUAAGAGCGCAAAAAGCGAUUCUGAUGUCGUGAUAACAAAUGUCUCUGUUGUUACACCAAAAGAACUUUCAGCUUUUAUUGAGAAGGAGCACAAAAAAGCAACAGAAGGUUCACCAAAUAAAGGAAGUCAUUGUACCGAAGAGCGACAAAGAAAACCUUCCAAUGGAAUCGGCGAUCUGCUCCGGUUCUUACCUUGGGAAUAUCGCUCAUGUGAGAAAUCUCCACUACCACUAACUGUGCACGGGGAGCCGCAACCUCCAGCACAUGGAACUGUUUUGACCAACCCACUUCAUUCAUCAUCAGAAGUUGAAACUUGGCAGUCAAAGAAAUUCUCUCUCCAAUGUCCAAGCUCUGCCAAUUUGCUAUCAACAGACUGGCACAAACAAAAGGAAAGCGCGAAAUCUCACGAUCUUCGGAGUAUAAAGCCGCUAUUUAAAGAAGCAGUGAGACGCCUCUCUCUUGUCACCGAACAAACUGAUCUCCUGAGAAAGAAGGAGAUACCUUGGUCCUUGGUCCUUCUGACACUCAUCCACAUAACAUCCAGCAUACCAUGGAUCUUCAUCCUCGUCUCGCAGGAUUCUGUCGGCAUGAUAGCAAGUGAAAGUGGCAGAGUUUGGCUGGAUUUAGGAAAUGCUCUUCUUCUCUGCUCAGUGGCUAUUUCUCCUCUGCUCUAUAUCCUAUUUACCAGACUCAUCCGGGACAAAGUAUGGCAAAUUAUCAGAAACAUGUUCAAGGCACUGUUCGGAAUUUGAUUAA